CUUUUUCAUUUCCCAGACUAUUCACUUUCUCCCUGGUCGUUUCUUCUCAUCUUCCCUUGUGAGGGGAUGUAUAUUUAAAUGAACCUCCCUUCCCCUUCUCCUCUUCUCCCCCUAAAACCCCGUCCUCAUUAUUUUUAUUGUGUUUUACCCCCUCACUUUCUCGCUCUCACACUCCCAACUACUUCCCUCUAUCCCUUUAAGCCCACUCCCUGUACAAACGUCCAAUAAUGGGAUUCCGCUGGACAUCUCCCCUGGUCCAGGUCCUGGCCGUGGGAGUCAUUUGCUUCUGCUGUCCUGGCAUGUUCAACGCCCUCAACUCACUCGGAGGAGGUGGUCAAGUCGAUUCCAAGGUCGGCCAGAACGCUAACGUCGCCCUCUACACCUGCUUCGCUGUCUUCGGUCUCCUCUCCGGUGCAAUCCACAACAAGCUCGGCCCCAAAUGGACCAUCUUCAUCGGAUGCGCCUGUUACAUGCUCUACGUUGGAUCACUGCUCUGUUAUAAUCAUACCCAGGCCGGUGCUUUCACCAUCGCUGCAGGAGGUAUCCUCGGUGUCGGUGCCGGUAUGCUCUGGACUGCACAAGGUGCCAUGAUGAUGGCCUACCCUCGCGAACAGGACAAGGGCAAGUUCAUCGGAUACUUCUGGGCCAUCUUCAACAUGGGAGCCGUCCUGGGAUCAGUCAUCGCCUUUGGAAUCAACUACAACCUCACCGAGGCAAAAUCUUUGAGCGAUGCCACCUACAUCGCCUUCUUAGUCAUCAUGGGUAUCGGUACCUUGGUCGCACUCUCGCUCGCGCCUCCUUCGUCCGUCACUCAUUCGAACGGUGACCAUAUCCUGAUCCAAAAGUUUCCGACCUGGACCGGCGAGAUCGUCGCGAUCUUAAAGCUGUUCCUGGACUGGCGCAUGGUUGUUCUUGUCCCCAUGUUCCUGUCCUCGAACUGGUACUACUCUUACCAGUUCUCGACCGUCAACGGACGCUACUUCUCCAUCCGCACCCAGUCUCUGAAUAAUAUCCUUUACUGGGCCUCUCAGAUCGGUGGAUCCUAUUCAUUUGCGCGCGUCCUUGAUUAUCAGGGCGUCAACCGUCGCACCCGCGCCCUGUGGGGUAUCGCCAUCAUCAGCUGCUGCUUCAUCUCCACCUGGAUCGGUGGUAUCUUCUUCCAGCGCACCUUCCACAUCUGGGAACCUAAACCUAAUCACGACUUUAAAGAGGGUGCCUCUUACGUCGGACCUCUUUUCCUCUACAUGUUCUACGGACUGAACGAUUCGGCCUGGCAGACGUAUAUCUACUGGUUGAUGGGAGCCAUGUCGAACGAUGCCACGGUCCUUUCAAGAUACGCAGGGUUCUACAAGUGCGUCCAGUCCUGCGGGGCUGCUAUUUCCUGGAGAAUCAAUGCUGUCGGUACCUCCUACAUGACCGAGUUGAUCAUUUGCUUCGCGCUCCUUGGUGCCUCUAUUCCCGGAGCUUUGUACUUGACUUCAAGGAUCAAGGACCAUUCGGAGCAGGAGGAUGACCUGGAUGUGGGGGAGACCAAGGUCAAGCGGGAUCUAGAGCAGUUUUAAAGGCGAAUUGGGCUAUGCUCUGAAUCUGCCCUUCUGUAUAUUCACUGCUGUUUUUCUGAAGGAAAAAAAAUUAUGUAUAAUAUCGUCAACUCUUCGCUAUCAAGCUUAUUUCAUCGUCUGGGCUGUUGUCUCUGCUGAACUUAUGUUGAUACCCACAAAUGUGGUCAAGGCGUGCUCUCUCGACACAAAACAAAGCAAAGUGUAAACACAAAACGCGUAAUCUCAAUCUGCUCUGAGCAAACGGCUCUAAGCACAGAGGUGCAUAUUACAAACGUUCCAACAUAAACAUUGCACUGU
Molecule: messenger RNA, 1859 nt
Organism: Gamsiella multidivaricata
Lineage: Eukaryota; Fungi; Mortierellomycota; Mortierellomycetes; Mortierellales; Mortierellaceae
Product: major facilitator superfamily domain-containing protein
Exons: 1
Coding region: 228-1562 (444 amino acids)
Source: RefSeq, a predicted model, not a curated record